This is a messenger RNA of Lolium rigidum, 633 nucleotides long. RefSeq names its product protein G1-like7. NCBI's taxonomy places the organism in Eukaryota, Viridiplantae, Streptophyta, Magnoliopsida, Poales, Poaceae. Gene Ontology annotation, biological process: response to light stimulus; mRNA transcription. The coding region runs from base 1 to 633 and encodes 210 amino acids. Gene Ontology annotation, cellular component: nucleus. The record is from RefSeq and is a predicted model, not a curated record. The transcript has a single exon.
AUGGAUUCCUCCGGCCCCGGACCGUCCUCGGCCGGCGGUGCCAGCGUGCCGGACGUGGCGCCGAAACCGCCGGCGCAGCUGAGCAGGUACGAGUCGCAGAAGCGCAGGGACUGGAACACGUUCCUGCAGUAUCUGCGGAACCAUCGGCCGCCGCUCACGCUGGCGCGGUGCAGCGGCGCGCAUGUGAUCGAGUUCCUCAGGUACCUGGACCAGUUCGGCAAGACCAAGGUGCACGCCGCCGGGUGCGCCUACUACGGCCAGCCCAGCCCGCCGGGGCCAUGCCCUUGCCCUCUGCGGCAGGCGUGGGGGUCCCUCGACGCGCUCAUCGGCCGCCUGCGCGCGGCCUACGAGGAGAGCGGCGGCGCGCCGGAGUCCAACCCCUUCGCCGCUCGCGCCGUCCGGAUCUACCUGCGCGAGGUGCGUGACUCCCACGCCAAGGCGCGAGGGAUCGCAUACGAGAAGAAGAAACGCAAGCGCGUGCAAGCCACCGAGGCGUCGAGUUCAUCGACUGGCGCCGCCGCCGCGGCGGCAGUCAGCAGGGACCUCGGAGGUAGCGCCGAUGUUGGCGCUGCUGUAGCAGCGUCCACCGCGCAGGCUGGAGGCAGCGGCAGUACUGCACCGAGCAUCUCUUGA